Messenger RNA from Ilex paraguariensis (yerba mate), 159 nucleotides. Lineage: Eukaryota; Viridiplantae; Streptophyta; Magnoliopsida; Aquifoliales; Aquifoliaceae. The record is from the annotation of a GenBank genome assembly.
AUGGCUGUUUUCCAAACAACUGCCGUUGGCCUUGGGCAAUCGACCUGUGUAGGAAUUGGUGGGGAUCCUUUCAAUGGUACAAAUUUUGUUGAUUGCAUAGAGAAGUUUCUUGUUGAUCCCCAGACGGAAGGUAAAAACCCACAAUCUAGCACUGGUUAG